This is a messenger RNA of Phycomyces blakesleeanus NRRL 1555(-), 312 nucleotides long. RefSeq lists its product as hypothetical. The transcript has 5 exons. Lineage: Eukaryota; Fungi; Mucoromycota; Mucoromycetes; Mucorales; Phycomycetaceae. Bases 1 to 312 code for a protein of 103 amino acids. The record is from RefSeq and is a predicted model, not a curated record.
AUGAACCGGGAUAAAAGACAGACUGGAUCAGAUUCAUACUCCUGCUUUCAGCCCAGUUCACUAGCCUUUGCUAUAACUCGGUCCACUAUCACAAUUCGUACAAUAAAAGUAGGAAAAAACUGUAUAAAUGGCCAGCAUAAAUUAUAUAUUCUGUCAAAUCAAUCAAGGUUGUUGAGCAGAACUAUUGAUAAUGCUCAGUGCAUGUUUGACCAGCAACAGACCAAUAUUCAUGGAGAUAUCGGUAGAGGGAUAGAGAGUUACACAAAACAACAGGGAUUAGUCCAGCAAACAUUAAUCUGUUACGGUCGAUAG